Messenger RNA from Tarenaya hassleriana, 880 nucleotides. RefSeq lists its product as uncharacterized. NCBI's taxonomy places the organism in Eukaryota, Viridiplantae, Streptophyta, Magnoliopsida, Brassicales, Cleomaceae. Bases 35 to 568 code for a protein of 177 amino acids. The transcript has a single exon. The record is from RefSeq and is a predicted model, not a curated record.
CACAGGAAAACCGAACCCUGUAAACAACAUAACCAUGAACGGCCUUCAACGCACAGUCUCGGACAUCUCGUUCGAGAUAACCAAAGACGACAGAGCUCUAACCGGCGGCGGCAACAAUAAUAACAACCAGCAAACAACAACGUUCACGGCAUUAUCGACGAUAUCGGAAGUGGAAGACGCCAAGUGCGAGUGCUGCGGCAUGUCGGAGGAGUGCACGCCCGAAUACAUCCGCCGAGUUCGUUCCAAAUUCUCCGGGAAACUGAUCUGCGGGCUUUGCUCAAAAGCCGCGGAGGAGGAGAUGGAGAAGAUGAGCAGAAACGAUGGAGCCGAUGACGCCGAGAAACGGUGGGAAGAAGCCGUCAGAAAGCACAUGAGCGCGUGCUCGAAAUUCAACAGGCUCGGGAGGAGUUAUCCAGCGUUGUAUCAGGCCGAGGCCGUGAAGGCGAUACUCAAGAAGAAGAGGUCAUCGUCUUCUAAGGCAGUGGGGAAAGGCGGUGGCCUCUCCAGGAGCUCGAGCUGCAUGCCUGCCAUUGCCAAGGAGCUCGAUGACCGGACCAUGGUUAACUAGUCUAUAUACAUAUAUAUAUGUGUGUGUGUGUCGCAGUUACAACCCAGUUACAUGUUCUUGCAUGAGACAAGGAUAGAUUAUGGUUAUAUAUAUAGGUUUAGGAUUUAUGAGUUUCAUGACGUAUAUUUACGUAUAUAGAUUGAUAGAUGGAUAGAUAGAUAUAGAGGUGUUAUUAUUUACAUAAGGUUACAUAUACAUAUGCAGAGAAACAUUGAUUCUGUCUAAUGUAUAAUUAUGAGUAGUUUUAUCAAUCAUUGUAUACGAUACUGAAGCAGGCGUAUAUUCUGUUAUGUAUUUGCGUACAUGCAUGUA